Molecule: messenger RNA, 2943 nt
Organism: Carassius auratus (goldfish)
Lineage: Eukaryota; Metazoa; Chordata; Actinopteri; Cypriniformes; Cyprinidae
Product: N-acetyllactosaminide beta-1,3-N-acetylglucosaminyltransferase 2-like
Exons: 2
Coding region: 332-1606 (424 amino acids)
Biological process (GO): poly-N-acetyllactosamine biosynthetic process; protein O-linked glycosylation
Cellular component (GO): Golgi membrane
Molecular function (GO): protein N-acetylglucosaminyltransferase activity
Source: RefSeq, a predicted model, not a curated record
CACAGACAGACAGCUGCUGAUGGAAAAAGAGACAUGUCGACGUAACGCUUUUAUCUACUAGAGAGAAACGGCGCUCAGUCUGUGGUGGUGGGUGACAGCGUGGUUUCCUUUAGUCAAGAUGAGCAGAUAGGACUAAGAAUGUUAACAGACGCUCACACGGCUCACAGCUGAACUUGACAUCAGUGGGAAUGUGAUCGAAGAAACUGAGUUCAGUUGGAAGAUGAAUGUUUAACACCAGUGUGUGGUGUCAGUCACCUCACCAUUUCCUGUAGAGACCAACAUCCUUAUUUGCUUCUCUAGAGUACGCUGCUUCUAACAGAGCUGUUGUAAAAUGAAAAAGAAGUAUAUGAAAUUAUUAAUCAUAGCACUAGCUAGUAGCUUUUGCAUUGUCCUCUUUUCCAAGCUAACGGAUGUGGAACACAGCCAAAAGGACUUUGCUAAGAUCCACUCGGUUCCAGCUUCCACGCCUAGAAAACCCACAACUGUAGUGAUGAGCACUGUGAAAAAGAAAACCAAAAGUGCCAUGCUGUAUGAGCUUCCCCCACUAACAAUUUCUGAGACUUUCAGAAAAGACGUUCCCAAAAAUGGUGCCUUCUGGAACCGGAAGCUUCAUUCUUUUCUCCGGCAGUUUGACUCCAUCGACAAUCAAACGCUCAAAGACCCACGUGAGAAGUUUCACUGUCAGCCUGAGAGUUUUGAGUUGCUACAAACCAACAUCCAAGAUAUUCAGUCGUACCCUCCACUUUACGGAGACUUCCUUCGAGGCAUGGAGUGUCGAGACCCACUGCUUCUUAUCGAUCAGCCUAACAAGUGUGCAUCAGAGAGCGGACUGGAUAAAAUUUUCCUAUUUUUUGCGAUCAAAUCCAUUCCAAAGAACUUUGAGAUGCGCCAAGCAGUCCGAGAGACCUGGGGAAGAGAAGGCUUGUAUGAAAACGGACUUAAGGUACGGACUGUCUUUCUGCUAGGCCGGUCAUCCAUGGAUCAUCCCAAUCUCGACAAACUGGUUUCGUUUGAAGCUCAGCAGUUUCAAGAUCUCCUCGUCUGGGAUUUCCACGACUCCUUUUACAACCUGACUCUUAAGGAGCAUGUGUUCUUCAAGUGGAUGCUUGAUAACUGUCCUAGUGUAUCUUUUGUUUUUAAGGGUGACGAUGAUGUUUUUGCUAACACUCAAGCGAUACUGAAUCAUCUGCGGUCUCUGGAGCCAGAGCAGGCAACGGCGUUGUACACCGGGCAGAUAAUUUCUAAUGCCGGCCCAUUACGGGACCCUAAAAUUAAAUAUUAUGUUCCUGAGUCUUUCUACGAAGGUCCUUACCCUCCUUAUGCUGGUGGCGGUGGCUUCCUGUUUUCUGGAAACCUUCUUCCGUCUCUUUACCAUGUUUCCUUUUACAUACCCUUCUUCCCAAUCGAUGACGUCUACAAUGGGAUGUGCUUCAAGGCACUCGGAAUCACUGCAAAGAAACACGAGGGUUUCAAGACCUUUGACAUUCGGGAACAAGACCGAGAGAACCCCUGUGUACACAAAGACCUGCUCCUGGUGCACCAGCGUGACCCUCAGCAGACCAUGAGACUGUGGAGAAAUAUGCACAGUGAAAUGCUGACCUGCUGAUGCUUGUAAACUAUUAAACACCAUUGAGUUCAGCUGUAGUGCUUGAUCAAAACCCAAGUUGGAAAAGAUUAACUUGGUGAAAAUUUCUGGGAGGCAACAUGGGGGGGGGGGGAAAUGCUGAGCAUUAAAGUUACUGCUUCGGAGACUCUGGAUGAAGACUCAUGUUUUCUUUGAAUAUUAUACUUGAAAGAAAAGUGGUGAACAACACCAUCUCCUAUGUUUCUGUGCAAUUGAGCAAGGCUGGCUUUAAUAGGUAACUGAUUUCAUCAUUACUCCUGUCAUUCCAAACUUGUACAGAACACAUUUUGAGGAAUGUUUCAGAAGUUUUUAUUUUUAUGAAAUGUAGUAGAAUCCAUAAAGGUAGUGUAUAGUGAAGUAUCGUCAUGAUGUUAUAUGCUGAAUGGAUUUUAAUUUUAAAGUGCUCUAUUUUAUUUACUCUCAAAUCAAAACAAAAAAUAACAUGCACGGAAACACAAACCAGAACAUUUUAAAGGGACCGUUCACCCAGAAAGUCAAAGUCGGGUACUCUACUCCAUGAAAGUCAGUGGUUACCAUUCUUCAAAAUGCAAUCUUUUGUGGUUCACAGAAGGAAGUCUUACAGGUUUGGAGUUGCAUGAGGGCAUUUUGAUGCAAUCUCAUACUGGAUACAUUCACACUGCAAAAAUGCAGGCCAAGGUUUUUUUUUUUUUUUUGGGUGCUCACGUGACCCAGGUUGUUUUAUUUCAUGGCAGUAUGAUCUGCACAUCACAUGAAAUCUGAUCCUUUUUUUUUUAUGCAACUUUCAUAUGUGGUUCUAAAUCUAUUCAGGUCAGAUGUUUUGCAGUGUGACCAGAGUCUAAAUAAUAUCGGAGGUUAUGUGACUUUUACAUCAUUGAUUCGGAUUGGAAUCUGAUAAUGCCCACAUUGCACAGUGAUUUUUACCUUAGGAUAUGUAAAACUACUAAUGCUGAUAGAUUUAUUCACACUACCUCUGUAAAGUAUGCUUUAUUUUGGACAUAUUUUAGAGUUAAACCUUGAUGACUUGAUGAGCAUUCUUCACAAUGAGUUCUGUGAGAAAGACAAAUAGACUAUUUAACACGUUGGAACAUGUGAAAUGAGUGGUGUGAGUAAAAUUCAAGGGCGGGAGUAUUGUUUGAAAUAACUGUUCUUAGCAACCACAGUUCUUGGAACGUUAGCAUUGUGCAAGACUAAAUAUGUUUAUUUUUAAAUCAGGCAUAAUUUCUCAGAUUAGUGAUCUGUGGUAACUGUUGCGUGACUACCAUUGUUAUCUGUGACAUUUUCAUACCUAUACGAGUGCCUUGUCUACUAAACCUGGGAUAAAUGUAAAAAAAAAAAAA